GCAAGUGAAGUUUUUCUUUUAUUUCGGAGUUUGAAGAGUUUUCUUUUUGUUUACAGUUGUCAGGGAUAUAAACCCCAUUUAGCUGACUAACAUGGCCUCUUCCCCACCCGAUCUGAAGGAUGCUCAGAAGCAAUACGAAUGCCCCAUAUGCCUGGAGAACGUGCGUUGGCGUCUACCGGUGGCCUUUAAAUGUGGCCAUGUGUUUUGCAAAAAAUGCAUUGAGAUGACUAUAGAAAAGUUUGGCCAGAAAUGCCCAGUCUGUGAACAUGAAAUCAAUGAGGCUCCUCUAACGUUAAGCCUCUUCAAAAUCCGUCCUCGUGAAAGAGUUAGGCUCGUGCGAAGUUGUACCCUUAAAUCCAAACCAGUAUACAAAUAUCCCACUAAAGGUCGCCCAAGAAACGGCAUUGUAAAGCCCACCAAAGAUUCGAAUAACUGUGAUCACUACGAAUGUCCGAUAUGCGCUGAAAAUGUGAUCCAAGGCAAUGCAAUGUCCACCGAAUGUGGUCAUGUCUUUUGCGAAAAGUGCCUUGAGACGACGGCCACCGAGUGUUUCAUUUGCAGGAAACAAAUAACAAGGGAUAAGUUCAUCCGUUUAUAUAUAUAAGGUGUUCUCCAAAACGCCUUAAGAUCUCCUCGGGGGAUAAUAACCAAGUCAUUUUAUAAAACGGAACCAAAGAAAGAUCUCCAUCUCACUGUAUACUGCCUGAAAUAUUUUCAUAAAAAAUGUUUUUAGCAACACCUCAGUAACAGUACCAAAU
Messenger RNA from Drosophila kikkawai, 758 nucleotides. RefSeq names its product E3 ubiquitin-protein ligase RNF138-like. Gene Ontology annotation, molecular function: transcription factor binding. NCBI's taxonomy places the organism in Eukaryota, Metazoa, Arthropoda, Insecta, Diptera, Drosophilidae. Gene Ontology annotation, biological process: positive regulation of transcription by RNA polymerase II. The record is from RefSeq and is a predicted model, not a curated record.